This is a messenger RNA of Manihot esculenta (cassava), 765 nucleotides long. RefSeq lists its product as uncharacterized. NCBI's taxonomy places the organism in Eukaryota, Viridiplantae, Streptophyta, Magnoliopsida, Malpighiales, Euphorbiaceae. Bases 15 to 677 code for a protein of 220 amino acids. The record is from RefSeq and is a predicted model, not a curated record. The transcript has a single exon.
UCCACAAUUCAGCCAUGAUGGAGCACGAGCAAGUCAGGCCCCUAGCCCCAUCUGCAGACCGGACAAGCAGCGAUGACGAAGAAGCUGCAGCCCUACGCUCUAAAAAACUUCGUCGCAGAAAAUGCAUCAAAUGCUGUGGAUGCAUCACAGCAGUGUUGCUGGUUCCUGCCAUAGUCAUCGUGAUAUUAAUUUUCACUAUUUUUCGAGUAAAGGAUCCUUCAAUCAGAUUGAAUGGUGUUAUCAUCACCCAGCUGGAGCUAAUCAACAACACUAUUCCAAAGCCAGGUGUCAACAUGUCCAUGAUCGUUGAUGUAUCAGUGAAAAACCCUAACAUAGCAUCUUUCAGGUACAGGAACACAACUUCAGGCCUUUACUACAACGGGGAGCUCGUCGGAGAGGCUCGAGGCCCUCCAGGCCACGCAAAGGCUCGGCGGACCAUGAGAAUGAAUUUGACGGUGGAUAUAAUCACUGAUGAGCUGAUUUCCAACCCUAAUCUGAAUACUGAAGUGAGUACAGGGCUGCUCACCAUGGAUAGCUACUCAAAGAUUCCAGGGAGGGUGAAACUGCUGAAAAUUAUUAAGAAGCAAGUGACUGUGAAGAUGAAUUGCAGUAUCACAGUUAAUAUUUCCACACAGGCAAUUCAGGCUCAAAAGUGCAGGAACAAGGUUGAUCUCUAGUAUGGUUGCCGCUUGUUAUUUUAUUUUAUUUUAUUUUUUUUGGUGGAUAAAAUAUGUAGUUUCCUAGUUAUAUAUAUAAUAUUUCUUU